This is a messenger RNA of Aspergillus affinis, 999 nucleotides long. Its product is annotated as class I SAM-dependent methyltransferase. Lineage: Eukaryota; Fungi; Ascomycota; Eurotiomycetes; Eurotiales; Aspergillaceae. Gene Ontology annotation, molecular function: methyltransferase activity. The transcript is spliced from 3 exons. The record is from RefSeq and is a predicted model, not a curated record. Bases 1 to 999 code for a protein of 332 amino acids.
AUGCCACAACAACCGAAUCUCUACGAGCAUAUUGUGGUGGAUACCAGCGAUGAAGAUUCCCUCUACGAUGCCCAAUCGAUCGUCGACUCCAACCUGACCCUCUCCUCUUCGGUACGCGACUACUGCUACGAGAAUGGCCGACGCUACCACGCCUACCGCUACGGCGAAUACCCAAUGCCGAACGACGAAGAAGAGCAAGACCGACUGGCGCUGAUGCACCACCUUUUCAAGCUGCUCAUCGGCGGCGACCUCUACCGCGCCCCGAUCUUCCAGCACGGUGUGCCGCGUCGCAUGCUCGACGUGGGCACCGGCACCGGCAUCUGGGCGCUCGAGAUCGCCGAGCUCCUCCCGGACGCGGAGAUCGUCGGCACCGACCUCAGCCCCAUCCAGCCCAGCUGGGCGCCCCCAAACUGCUCCUUCCACAUUGACGACGCCGAGAGCGACUGGACCUUCACCAGCGACGAGGCCUUCGACUACAUCCACGCCCGCACCCUAGGCGGCGCCAUCGGCGACUGGGGCAAGUUCCUGCGCCAGGCCUACGCCCAUCUGAAGCCUGGCGGGUGGAUCGAGAUCCAGGAGUACGAGGCCUGGUUCAAGGCGGAUGACGGCACGCUGCACGAGGGUCACCUGUUGACGGAUUGGCAGGAGAAGCUGGAUACGGCGAGCUGUCAAUUCGGAAAGAGGAUGAAUAUCGCGCCGCAUUUGGAAGGGUGGAUGCACGAGGCGGGGUUUGCGAAUGUGACGGAUGAUGUGUAUAAGUGUCCUGUCGGCUCCUGGCCCAAGAGUCCCCGGUUAAAAGAGAUCGGACGAGUUGGGAAAGUGACGACCUUCGAGGCCGUCGAGCCAUACUCGCUGGCUCUGUUUACUCGCGUGCUGGGCUGGACCUUCGAAGAGGCCCAGAACUACGUGAAUAAAGUACGUGCGGAGCUGCUCAGUUCCCCGUAUCAUAGCUACGUUCUGUUCCACUAUGUCUACGGACAGCGGCCGCUAGACGGGUAG